AUGGCCAAGCCUGGUGAAAACAUCAAGCUGGCGGGGGAGGCCAGUCCCUGCAGCGGGUUCCCUCGGCUGAAGCACGAAGGGGUCUGGAAACUGGCCAUGAUCCAGAACUACGAGUGGAGCCUGAAGGCGUCGGACUUCGUCUGCCGCCUGCUGGGCUGUGGCUCCUCGGGUUCGGCCAUUUUUUCCCCGCUGGGAGUCAGAGCGCCCGCCUGGUGGAUCAGCUCGGCCUGCUUCCACAACAAACCGGCGUUCAGGGACUGCGUGACCCACAUGGACGCUCUGAGCGCCUCCACCGUGAAAAUCAGCUGCUCAGACUCGGUCAGGCUGGUGAACGGGGCCGACCGGUGCUCAGGCCGGCUGGAGGUGAGGUCAGAGCAGUCCUGGUCCUCUGUGUGUGCGAAGGACUUCGACCAGCGGGACGCAGAGGUGGUCUGCAGGGAGGUCGGCUGUGCUCCUCCUCUGGCCCUGGAGGGGGCGCCUUAUGGGGAGGUGGGGGCCCCCAUGGGGGCCACAGAGUCCCACUGUGAGGGGCAAGAGUCCGGCCUCCGGGAUUGUAGGAGGUCAGCCCUGGAGAGGAGCAUCUGCCCGGCGGGAGAGGCUGCAGCACUCACCUGCUCAGAUGGUCUCCGGCUGGGGGGCGGGACCAGCCGCUGCCAGGGCGUGUUGGAGAUGGAGAACCGGGGACAGUGGCGGCCGGUGGCCGACCUGGACUUUGUGUGGGACCAGAGCUGGACCGCCACCGUGUGCGGGAGGCUGGGCUGCGGCGUUGCCGUGGUAACGGUCGUGACGGACGACGCCGACGUGAGGCCGGUGUGGUGGGUGAAGGGGGGGUGCGUGCGGCCGGACGCCGGCCUGAGGGAGUGCCUGACCAUCUGCUGA
This is a messenger RNA of Menidia menidia (Atlantic silverside), 879 nucleotides long. NCBI's taxonomy places the organism in Eukaryota, Metazoa, Chordata, Actinopteri, Atheriniformes, Atherinopsidae. The record is from the annotation of a GenBank genome assembly.